AUGGCAGAGCACCCUCGUUCACCAUCCUCAGACUUCUACCACAUUCUUGGAAUCUCAAAAGGUGCUUCCAUUCUAGAUGUGAGCAAGGCUUACAAAUCACUCGCUAGGAAAUGGCAUCCAGAUAAGAAUCCCUUCAACGCAAGCGAAGCAAAAGCCAAGUUUACAGCCAUUAAUGAAGCCUACAAGGCCAUUAAUGGGAAGAAGCAACAAGAGAAAUCUAUGAAUAGUGAGGAGCCAACAACAUCGGAGGGUUCUCACAGUCACCGCCACAGCCUUGAUGAUGGCUUCCCUUCACGUCGUUCAUUUCUUUCCAAGAGUUCAAGUAGGAGGAGCUCCACGCCCACGCCAUUAAUGAGAAGUAUGAGCCGCAGGAGCACCCCUUCUUCCCCGAUUACAGAUCAUGAUCAUUUUCCCGAUUCCUUCUCAAAAACUACGAGUACCAGAAGAAGCACAACCCCGAGCCCAACAACAAUGGCACCCACCACUGCCACCGACUUCUCAGCCCCCAAGUCUUUAUCGAAGAGUGCGAGUCGGAGAGUAGGCGCCACCCCUAUAGUGUUUUCUCAAUCGACAGCGCCGAAGAAACCACAACCUAUCGAGAAAAAACUCGAGUGCACGCUUGAGGAGUUGUGCCACGGUUGCGUCAAGAAGAUAAAGAUCACCAGAGAUGUCAUGACAAACACAGGGACAAUUGCUCGAGAAGAGGAGAUACUAAUUAUAAAAGUGAAGCCAGGAUGGAAGAAAGGAACGAAGAUUACAUUCGAAGGGAAGGGUGAUGAGAAACCAGGUAGCCUCCCAGCGGAUAUAACCUUCUUGAUUGAUGAAAAGAGACACCCUUUGUUCAAGAGGGAAGGGGAUGAUUUGGAGCUGGGAGUUGAGAUUCCUUUAGUAAAAGCUCUCACUGGUUGCAUUAUUUCAGUCCCUUUGUUAGGAGGGGAGAGGAUGAGUCUUGCAUUUGAUGAUAUUAUAUAUCCAGGGUAUGAAAAGAUUAUACAGGGGCAAGGCAUGCCUAAGUCCAAAGAGAGAGCAGGAGUGAGAGGAGACCUUAGACUCAAAUUCCUUGUCAAUUUUCCCAUGGAUUUGAGUGAUGAUCAACGCUCUGAUAUUUGUAGCAUUCUCCAAGAUUCAUCUAGUUAGUUUAUACUUUUCAAAUUUGUAUACCUUUUUCAAUUUGUAACAUAUUUUUCCACAUUUUCUAAUACUCAAAUCUUGUAAC
Malania oleifera is the source of this 1216-nucleotide messenger RNA. RefSeq lists its product as uncharacterized. The transcript is spliced from 3 exons. NCBI's taxonomy places the organism in Eukaryota, Viridiplantae, Streptophyta, Magnoliopsida, Santalales, Ximeniaceae. The record is from RefSeq and is a predicted model, not a curated record. Gene Ontology annotation, cellular component: cytosol. The coding region runs from base 1 to 1137 and encodes 378 amino acids. Gene Ontology annotation, molecular function: protein-folding chaperone binding.